Messenger RNA from Paracoccidioides brasiliensis Pb18, 375 nucleotides. RefSeq lists its product as uncharacterized. The record is from RefSeq and is a predicted model, not a curated record. Bases 1 to 375 code for a protein of 124 amino acids. The transcript has a single exon.
AUGGGACAAAAGCACAACCGACGACGCACCAGACCUCGCACCCGACGUUGUUCAAAUGUUCUCCAAGACCAAACAGCCUCUCCGGUACAGGCAGCCUUCACAUGCCGGCAGUCAUCCAGUGAGCUGAAGGACCCAAAUUCUUCCUCCUUUACUCUCUUCCCUUAUCCAUUUCCGGAAUCUCAGCCACAACCGCUCGCCAAACACUGGCACAACCGUCAAAUUUCGUGGCAGAACUGCGAGUGUCGCCAGUUCCUGGAGGCUGCCCAGCUGGAGGCUGACCAGUGCCGCUUGUUCGGAGGUGAGCCUGGGGAUGAUGUAGGCCUGUGCUAUCGUAUGCUAGAAUAUUUCGGUGGACUCGAUUAUAUUGAUUCGUGA